Molecule: messenger RNA, 912 nt
Organism: Triticum turgidum subsp. durum (durum wheat)
Lineage: Eukaryota; Viridiplantae; Streptophyta; Magnoliopsida; Poales; Poaceae
Source: the annotation of a GenBank genome assembly
AUGGAGACGCGUCUCCACCUCCAUGCGUUGGCGAUCCUUCUGGUCGUCUCGGCGCGGCCUCCCUCCGUCGCCGGCGGGCUCUGCCGCGACAGCUGCGGCGACGUCCCGGUGCGCUACCCGCUGGGCAUCGACGACGGGUGCGGCAGCCCGUACUACCGCAACAUGCUGACCUGCGCCGACAACACCACGCUCCGCCUCCGCACCCCGUCCGGCACGUACCCGGUGUCCGGCGCCGACUACGCGGACCCGCACCUGGUGGUGACGGACCCGUCCAUGUGGACGUGCGCGCGGCCCUUCACCUCCGUCCACGCCGCGCCCUUCAGCCUGGACACCAGCACCCGCUUCUCGCUGUCCCCGAGGAACGACCACCUCUUCUUCAACUGCGACGAGGAGCGCGUCAUCGUGGCGCCGCGGCCGGCGAUCUGCGACCGGUACCCGGACCGGUGCGACUCGGCGUGCGACAGCGCCGGGUACCUGUGCCGGAACCUGCCGGGCUGCCGCGGCGCGCUGGAGGAAGGGAACAUGAGCUGCUGCGCGUACCGGCCCCGCGCGGCGGAGUCGCUCAGGGCCAUGCUGCGGCACUGCGAGGCCUACACCACCGUGUACUGGCGCGCGGUGGGCGACAAGUUCCCGCCCUACGACCAGGUGCCGGACUACGGGGUCCGGGUGGACUUCGAGAUCCCGGUCACCACGCGAUGCCUACUGUGCCAGGACCGGCGCCGCGGCGCCAACGGCACCUGCGGCUUCGACCCCGCCACCAGGGACUUCGUCUGCAUCUGCGACGGCGGCCGGAACUCCACCACGGACUGUGCAGAUGGCCGCGUGACAGGGCAUGGAGCAUCAGCCGGAGUGGUAGCUGGUGCGAACUGCGAACCACCACUCAAAACCUCACUCGCACUUUCCAUUACUUGA